Molecule: messenger RNA, 1183 nt
Organism: Myzus persicae (green peach aphid)
Lineage: Eukaryota; Metazoa; Arthropoda; Insecta; Hemiptera; Aphididae
Exons: 3
Coding region: 616-1002 (128 amino acids)
Source: RefSeq, a predicted model, not a curated record
CGUAACCCCCCCCCCCCACCACUACGACCACUGGUACUAGGGAAAAAUGUCCUAUUACACCUAAAACAUUUGUGGGAGGGGAGAAAUGUUCAUUUACCGUACAGAAGACAGAAUUACUAAACUCCAUAAACCAUAAGUUAUAAAUUAUAAUAUUAUAUAAUAAAUAAUAAGAUAAUAUACUAAAUGUCUAAUAAUCAACACAGAAGUAGAAUAGUUGUAGAGGAAACGUCACGUCAAGACUUCAAGAGUGUAAAAAUUGUAUCUCAUAUUCUCAUAUUCUCAUAAUUUUAUUAUUAUUAAAUCGUGUGAUCACACGACACACAAUAUAUGACGUAUACUCUAUGGUUCACACUGACCGUGGUUCAGAAUUGAGAUUAGGUAACCAUUCCUACCACGAUAUGUACUUUUAACCGUGGUAGGCACAACUAUUGAACUAUACGUCACGAUGCCUAUUUUGGUAACAUCCCUGUCAAUUUUAUUAGCAAAGUCAUAAAUCAUUAUAGAAUAUAGAUGUACACUUAUUCGUAUGUUCUAUUUUGUACGCGUCACUGUGUCAACGGCCCACCACAUUUAUUGCAGUAGAAUAGUAUCGGCAUAAAUUCUAAGUUCAAAAUCAUGUUCCGCAAAUUCCGUCCAAGGAUGUUACAGAAUCAAGUUCUGCAUUUACGUGGUAAGAAGGAUGGAAAUGGAAAACAAGAGAAGCCCAAACAGCAAAAACCAGAGUGCGAGUGUAUUUGUCCUCCAGUACAUUACAGAAUACUCACUAUGGAUGAUAUGCAAUUGCCGUAUGGUAAUUGGAAAGAACAAUAUCAAAGAAGAAACAAAAAAUACAAUUUAAUAUUUUUGUUUGGUUUGGUUUCAUUGAUUGGUUCUAUUGCAGUUCUAAACAAAUUUGUAUUUUUUAAUGCAUUUCCACCUCCCUAUCCCUUUGAUAAACAAGAUAUAUUUGAAUGUGUUGAUGAUGAUGAAGAUGGUGAAUUUGAAUGUGAAUGUGAAUGUUAACAUGAAAAUGUUGGUAACUGAUAAUAUUUUUAAUUGUUAUCUAAAUCUAUUGUAAUUACGAUUUUUAUUUUGUCAUGAAAUAAAAAAUACUAUUUCAUGUCAAAAUAAACAUUGUAUUAAGAUUUGUUUUAUGUAAAACAUAUUAUAUACAAAACUUAUUAUAUUAAAAACUCUUUAAACC